AUGACCUUCCUCGAUCCAAAUAAACCUCCGAAACUCCUCACCAAUGCAUCGAGUCCCGACUCUGGUGGUGGUGUGACAGCACCAGCUGCAGCACUUUCGCCACUCUCGUGUGACGAUACUCCUCCCCCUCUCCCUUCACAGCCGAUCCCCAAGAAGAAAGACCGCCAGCAGACUCUGCUGAAACGAGGACCCAUCAAACCCAGGGAGAGAAUGAGUCCACCGUCCCGGAUGAGCGACGACGGAGAAAACAAGAGCGACACUCAGUCUGCGUCGAGCGGGUGUACCUCUCCCUCGCCAAAGGACAGAAUCUACGACGUAAUCUCUGAAGCAGUCCCAGGUCGAAAAACGGGCAAGGCACGUGGCGCCGGAUUCUUCCGGAAGAUGACUCGAAACGACUCCAAGGGGUCUGACCCUGACUUGAGAUCGGACUCCACGUUCCGGAGAGAGGCCAAGAGUUUCUCGGCGUUCACUUUCCGGCGAUCGAACUCUGACAGAUUCAAGAAGAACAAACUCCCGAUCCUCGUCCCCACGGAGGAGAACGCCUUUGCUGCCGCACGCAGACAGACUGUCCACCGGACGCCGUCUGUGGACAAGUUGGACGAUCGCAUGGAGAGGUCUGUGAAGAUGUCUGCCCCCGAGAACGAGGGAGAUUCGUCCAGUGACGAUGAGUCUGACGAGGAGACAGUGGAGUCACCUACACAGCAAGGUCUUCCCCAGCCCCCUCUUCCUCGCUACACGGAGCGACCGAAAUCCCACAAGAGAGAAGACAGGCCCGUCAGUGGCUAUAUUGUCCCAGCUGAUGAAGAGCCACUGUACCAGUAUAUCAACACGGCGGAGUUCCUGCGUACUCCACAGGAGAGCGUCAAGCCCGGACUGACGAAGAACCAGCUGGACAUUGCCAGACAUCUCUCCAGCAGACGACUCUGGUGUGAACAACCCGAGAUCAUAAAGAGUGGUGUUCUGGACGGUUUAUCUGAAGAUGAGAAAAAACUACAAGAGGCCAUGUUUGAGGUGGUGACGACUGAAGCGACGUACCUGCGGAGUCUGGAUGUGCUGAUAGAGCACUUCAUGGAGGACCCGGGGAUGAACCCCCACCUCCCUGAGGGGAGGAGGGUCCUGGACAAGAGACAGCACCACGUCAUCUUCUCCAACGUCCAGGAGGUCAGGGAGGUCAGUGCCAGAUUUUUGGAGGAGCUGAGGGCAAGACAAAGCGAAACUGCUGUCAUCAAAGGCAUCGCUGACAUCAUCCUUGAAUAUGCAGAGAGGAGGUUUGACUGCUACAUUCGCUACUGUACCAACCAGAUCUACCAGACCAGAGAGCUCCAGGAGUGCCUGGAGAAGAACGUGAUGUUCCGGGAGUACCUGCGGAGGCUGGAGACGCACAAGAGAUGCCAGCACCUCAGCAUGCAGUCCUUCCUCCUGCUGCCCAUGCAGCGCAUCACGAGGCUGCCCCUACUAAUUCUGGCCAUAUUGAACAAGACACCAUUGGACCAUCCGGAUCACAGAAUAGUGGAGAACGCCCUCAGAACUAUACAGAAACUGGUGACUGAGUGUAACGAUGGAGCUCGCAGAAUGGAGAGAACUGAACAGCUGCACAACAUCCACAGACAGCUCGACUUUGGGAAACUAAAGCCAUUCCCACUGGUGUCUGCCAGUCGCCAGUUGGAGAAGAAGGGGACAGUAGUGAGACUAAAGGUGGAGCAGAAACUGUUCAAUCGCCACAUGAUCAAGAGCAAGCAGCUCUACCUGUUUGUCUUCACUGACCUCAUCAUCAUCACCAAACGCAAGAAAGAGUAU
This is a messenger RNA of Geodia barretti, 1797 nucleotides long. NCBI's taxonomy places the organism in Eukaryota, Metazoa, Porifera, Demospongiae, Tetractinellida, Geodiidae. The record is from the annotation of a GenBank genome assembly.